Messenger RNA from Racocetra fulgida, 247 nucleotides. The record is from the annotation of a GenBank genome assembly. NCBI's taxonomy places the organism in Eukaryota, Fungi, Glomeromycota, Glomeromycetes, Diversisporales, Gigasporaceae.
GCCAAUGAAGAAUAUGUUGAAAGUACAAUAUGUAUUCCUUCUGAUUUUCCUUUAGUUUUUGUUGAUGACCCUAUUCCGGAUGAAAAUAGUGCACAAGAAAUAGAAUCGAGUUUGGAUGUAGAAGAUGGUACCAUAGAUGGCCAGGGAGCGAAAGUAUCGCAAAACAAUAAUAAUUUAAUUGAGGAGAGUGAAGUCAACAAUGAUCCGCAACCUGAUUCAGAUUCAGAUAAUGAAAUCAAUGAACAAA